Kalmanozyma brasiliensis GHG001 is the source of this 1107-nucleotide messenger RNA. RefSeq names its product NADP-dependent oxidoreductase domain protein. The transcript has a single exon. Bases 1 to 1107 code for a protein of 368 amino acids. The record is from RefSeq and is a predicted model, not a curated record. Lineage: Eukaryota; Fungi; Basidiomycota; Ustilaginomycetes; Ustilaginales. Gene Ontology annotation, cellular component: cytoplasm.
AUGGCGCCCAUCCCAACCAUCCCGCUUGGCGGCAGCGCAUCCUCCAUCGCCGUCGGCCGCGUCGCCUUUGGCUGCAUGGGCAUGUCGUGGUGCGACCCCUCGCAGGCUACCCCCGACUCGCAAGCCUUCGAGACCAUCCGCACUGCCGUCGAUUCCGGCUCCAACUUCCUCAACACGGGCGCAUUCUACGGCCCCCAGUCGGACCCGUAUGCCAACCUCAAGCUCCUCCGCCGAUUCUACGAGGCUCAUCCGGAGUACAAGGCCAAGACGGUCCUCUCUGUCAAAGGCGGCAUGUCGAUCUCCGGUUACAAAGAGAAGGGGAUGGGCGGGUUGCAGCCGGACUCCUCCGUUGAAGGGUUGGAGGCGGAUCUGAAGGGAAUUCGCGAGCAGUUGGGCACGGACCAGGGUGGUAAGGAGAUCGAUGUCUACGAGAUGGCUCGUCGCGAUCCGCGUUCCAGCGUGAAGCAGAUCAUGUACAACAUGCUUGCCUUGUCCAGCGAGACGUACACGGAUGAGAACGGCAAGCAGGUCAAAGGCAAAGGGCUCUUCGGUCACAUCUCGCUGUCCGAGCUCGGACUGGAGAGCAUCAAAGAGGCGGUGAGCGUCGCACCCAUCGCAUGCGUCGAGCUGGAGGUCAGCCCUUGGGAACUCGACGCUUUCAACCUCGGCAUUGUGGACUACUGCGCGGAGCAGAAGAUUCCUAUCCUCGCCUACUCGCCGACCGGCAAGGGCAUCUUGAGCGGUAACAUCCAAAAACCCGAGGAUCUGCCCGAGAACGAUAUUCGUCGCCACAUGGAUCGACUCAACGGCGAGAACCUAGCCAAGAACCUCGAGCUCGCGAACGAGUUCAAGACGCUUGCCGCACAGCAUCAGCCCGAAGUGACACCCACACAGCUGGGUCUGGCCUGGUUGAUCAAGAGCAGCGACGUGCUGGUGCCUCUGCCCGGAACGUCCAAGGCUGCUAGGGCCAAGGAGAACGCCGAUGCGGCCAACAUCGAGUUGGAUGCGCAGACGAUGAAGAAGUUGGACGACAAGGUGAAGCAGUUCAAGACGGCCGGUGGGAGGUACAAUAAGGCUGCCAGGGACCAUUUGGCUCUGUGGGGUUGA